This is a messenger RNA of Setaria italica (foxtail millet), 350 nucleotides long. RefSeq names its product protein SENESCENCE-ASSOCIATED GENE 21, mitochondrial-like. Gene Ontology annotation, biological process: response to stress. The record is from RefSeq and is a predicted model, not a curated record. The coding region runs from base 91 to 327 and encodes 78 amino acids. Gene Ontology annotation, cellular component: mitochondrion. The transcript has a single exon. NCBI's taxonomy places the organism in Eukaryota, Viridiplantae, Streptophyta, Magnoliopsida, Poales, Poaceae.
GCGCAGCAGCGAGCACCAAGCAGAGCAGGGGAGAGAGCAGAGCGCCAGCAGCCGUCCGAUCCUUCGCCGCAAAAGCAAGAGGCUGAUCCGAUGGCUCUCGCUCUCUCCGGCUCUUCCGCGCUCCGCACCGCCCUGUCCACGCUAGCCCCGAGGGCCUCGACCACCAGGGGCUACGCGGUGUCGGCGGCGUACGGGGCCAUGCGGCGGGCGGCUGCGGCCGCGGAGGGUGCCACUGCGGGGGAGGCCAAGGAGGCCGAGCGCGGCGCCGCCGCCGAGAUCUCGGGCAUCCCCGACCCCGUCACAGGCCACUACCGCCCCGCCAACUAGGCCGCCGCCGCCGACCCCACCGA